Molecule: messenger RNA, 2076 nt
Organism: Synchytrium microbalum
Lineage: Eukaryota; Fungi; Chytridiomycota; Chytridiomycetes; Synchytriales; Synchytriaceae
Exons: 14
Coding region: 1-2076 (691 amino acids)
Biological process (GO): intra-Golgi vesicle-mediated transport
Cellular component (GO): Golgi membrane
Source: RefSeq, a predicted model, not a curated record
AUGGCAGCAGAGGCUGCAAGCGAGGAGGGGAUAGCAGCUGCUCAGAGAGCGUGGGAAGCGAUUGGAUUGACCCAAUUACAGCAUUCAUUGGAUUCUGUUGGACUGGAAAUAGUUGAAAAUCAGAAGCAGAGUGUCGCUUCACGUAAAUCUCUAGCUGAUUCAACCAAAGAAUUCAAAAAGAUCCCAGAUGAACAAAAACUAGUUGAAUUCAAGAAUCUGCUUAAAGCCUAUCAGACUGAGAUUGAUAGCAUUACGAAACGAUGUAAAGCUGCAGAAUCUGCCUUUCUGAAUGUCUACAAGGUCAUUGCUGAAGCUCCUGAUCCAGCUCCAAUUAUUGCCAACAUGAUGGAUCAAACUAAGGAGCUCACAGAACUAACGAGUCUAAAAGAUGAAAACAAACGACUUCGUGAAGAAUUAGCGGACGUCAAUCGUGAUGCUGCAGCGGGAAAGGGCGCCGAAACAUCAAUACAGACAUUAAAGCAGCGUCUAGCUAAAUAUGAAGCUAAACUAGAUGAAAUGGUUUCUGAAAAGGUGCUGGCCAAGGAAAUCGAAAUCAAGACUGCCACUGAUGAAAAAAUCAAGAUAUAUAAAGACACGGAACACGCAUUACAACGACAGUUGAAUAUCGUCACUGAUCAACUGUCUAGUCUUCAAGCGACUCAUGACGCUAUACGGUCGCGACUUGUAGACACUAGUCAAAAGACGGAUGAUGAAGGAGCUGCUAGAUUGGCUGAGGUGGAAAUGAUUGUGUCGGAUUUGGAACGUGCGAAUUCCAAGAUUUCUGUGUUGGAGCGAGAAAAUGAAUUGCUGAAAAGAGAAGCUCCCAGGACUCCGUCAACCACAGGCUUUCAAGAAGUUUCAACUUUGGAACGUCGAAUCAAGAUUCAGGAGACUGAAAUUCAAAAGCUGAUGAUGGAAUUACAAACCAUUCAAGAUUCUGCUAGUGAUUCUCAAAAAGAAUGGUCAAUGAAGCUCAAUUCACUUGAGGAGGCUCUUGCUUCCAAGAAUCGAGAAAAUGAAUCCCUGCAGCGAGAACUUGGCACGAAAAAUGAUUAUGAUGUAGUCAAACAGGAGCUUGAUGUUCUCAAGGCCAUUGAAUUCUCGGAUACGAAAUCUGACAAGAUGCCACUUGAGCGACUUUUACAUGAAAAGAAUAAGAAACUAGAGUCAGAGUUAACUUCGCUGAAGAAUGUUCAAGCAGAAACAGCUUCAUCACUACAGCAUUCUGAGACUGAGUUAUCGCAAGUCAAGAGGCAGCUUGAUUCACAGUCCAAGCUAGUUCAGAAACUUGAAGAGGAUUUGCUUGUUUUACAAAAGUCGAAAUCUGAUGCUGGUGGUAGUGGUGGUGGUUCGAAUAAGGCUAUGCAUAGUGAUGCUGACGUCUUGUCGUCUCUAGUAUCUAGAACGCUACCUGGAUUUGAUGAUGCUCGAUCGAAUAAUAGCACCAAGUCUCAACAGUCUAAUGAUCCGUCAUCCAUGAUACCAAUCCUGACUGGUCAGAGAGAUCGAUAUCGUCAAAGGAAUCAAGAGUUGGAAGAGCAACUACGAGAACUAUUGAGCAAACUUCAAUCUGUUUCGUCUGAAUCGGAGUCUCUGAAAGGCGACAAUCUAAAAUUAUAUGAGAAACUUCGAUACACGCAAUCCAUGUUUAAUACUCCACGCCCAUCAUCCGCACGUGAUGAUCCCUCAUCAUCAUGGUCGUCAUCGUCAACAAAGAAUCAUUACGUGGACGUAGCAGUAGAAGGACAGAAUCUAUCAGUCCGAUUUGGAGGCCAAAAUUCAGAUGAUGCCACCACAAGCAAGUAUUCCAACUUGUAUGAAUCACGACUAGAUCCGUUUUCUCGCUUUUCUAGAGCAGAAGAGUCGAAACGGAUUUCUGCACUGCAUCCAGCUGAACGAGCAACGUUAGGGCUGACUAAACUAAUAGUAUAUAAUCGGUACUCGAGGCUAUUCUUUGUCUUUUAUUCCAUGUGUCUGCACUUGCUUGUUAUGGCAGUUGUGUAUAAAUUGAGCUCGAUAGAGGAUUGUGUGCACGAUCAUGAAAGGUGGGGAUGUGACAAACCAAUAGGAGGAUAG